Molecule: messenger RNA, 1162 nt
Organism: Zingiber officinale
Lineage: Eukaryota; Viridiplantae; Streptophyta; Magnoliopsida; Zingiberales; Zingiberaceae
Product: transcription factor MYB8-like
Exons: 3
Coding region: 64-816 (250 amino acids)
Source: RefSeq, a predicted model, not a curated record
UAAACACCCGAGUAGAUUUAUUGAACUAACUACUCACGGAAAUUCAAUGCGUGCAUAGAAGAGAUGGGCCGAGGGCGAGCUCCAUGUUGCGUUAAAAUUGGAUUGAAUAAGGGUUCGUGGACUCUAGAAGAGGACUCAAAACUCAUAUCCUACAUCAAGAACCAUGGCCAUGGAAAUUGGCGUGCACUUCCUAAGCUUGCAGGAUUAAAGAGGUGCGGAAAGAGUUGUCGAUUGAGGUGGAUCAACUAUCUCCGACCGGAUAUUAAGCGUGGUAAUUUUACUGUGGAGGAAGAGAUGACUAUCAUUAAGUUGCAUAAAUUGCUAGGGAACAAGUGGUCGAGAAUUGCAGCUUGUCUUCCUGGAAGAACUGACAAUGAGAUCAAGAAUGUUUGGAAUACACACUUGAAGAAGAGAUUACGGUCCGAAGAGGAAGAAAUAAGGGUUGAAGUAUCUAAGGUUUCGCAUGUCUUAACUACGUCGAAUGAUGAUGAUAAUGACAAUGAUGAAAACAAGAAUGAAGAGUUAUUUGAUGGCACCAUCACGAUGAGUGCACCUGCCUUAGAUGUUUCUCCAUGCUCUGGCUCAUCGAACCUCUUUGAGAUGGAUUUAGUUGUUGAUGGUGGCUUCGAUGAUAGGGAAGGCGAUGUCACACAAUGGUUGGAAGAACUAGAGAAGGAGCUCGGUCUAUGUGGAACGAUCAAGAGGAAUGACGAAGAAGAUAAGAAGAGAGAUGAAGAUGUCGAACAAUUAUUUUGGGACGAUCCAUUACUAACAAAUUACUUUGAAAUCGAGGAACUCGACUCUUUAAGGUGGUAAAGAAAAUAAAAAGAUAUAUAAGUUAAUUAUUUUUUUAGCGAAAAAUAAUUAACUUUUUUGUAUCUUUAUUAUUUCUUCAAGUAAUUAAAAUUGCUCAUUAGGAUAUUUAAGUAAACCAUAAAACAAUACUUAUGGAUAACUCUACCUCCUAAUGAUACGGUGAAUUGAACACCACUGAUUUUAGUUCAAGAAAUGUAAAAUCUAUAGAAGAAAGGAUUACGAUAUUACUCAAAUUCUUACUUGGGUUGUAUUAUCAAUAUUCUAUAGAAGAAAGGAUUACGAUAUUACUCAAAUUCUUUCUUGGGUUGUAUUAUCAAUAUUCCAUAGUGUAAUUCUAUAUUUUGAA